AUGGAGAAUGCCAAGGACAAAUUUGUCUCGGCAAUGGCUUUUAUCUUGAUUUUGUCUAAUCCGGAUUCGUGUCUUUACCAUGUUUUUGUUUCGCAGCUGGAGUCCAUGAUUUGCCUCUUUGUUAGCUUAAUGCUUGAUUAUGAACUUAUUUCGCUGUCCUCGGAGCCUGCAAUCGAUGAUCUUGAAAGAUCCAAAGUCAGAUCCGCUGAUGGAUUUUUCAUUGCCCUCUGCUGUGAAGCGGCUCAUAGGCCGUUUGGGAACAUAUCCGGAACUAGAAGGGAUUUUGAAUGGCCUCCAUCCCAUUAA
Molecule: messenger RNA, 306 nt
Organism: Mitosporidium daphniae
Lineage: Eukaryota; Fungi; Microsporidia
Exons: 2
Coding region: 1-306 (101 amino acids)
Source: RefSeq, a predicted model, not a curated record